Molecule: messenger RNA, 480 nt
Organism: Penicillium paradoxum
Lineage: Eukaryota; Fungi; Ascomycota; Eurotiomycetes; Eurotiales; Aspergillaceae
Product: CXXC motif containing zinc binding protein
Exons: 5
Coding region: 1-480 (159 amino acids)
Molecular function (GO): zinc ion binding
Source: RefSeq, a predicted model, not a curated record
AUGCUCACUCUUUCGGUCGAAGCUCAACUCGAGGGCGUUACUGCCCUCCUUCCCACUGACACCGAGGAGAAUCCUUACUUCUACACUUUCCGUGUUCAAUGUACCUCCUGCCACGAGACGCACCCCAACUGGGUCAGCUUCAACCGCUUCGAAGUGCACGAAGUUCCCGGUAGCCGCGGCGAGGCUAAUUUCGUGUGGAAGUGCCGACUUUGCACAAAAACUCACACUGCCUCCAUCACCAGCGGACCUAAGGCAUGCGAGGCUCAAGAGAAGAUUACUAGCCAGAAGAUCCUCGAAAUGGAUUGCCGUGGCCUUGAGUUCAUUGAGUUCAAGCCUGACGGCGAGUGGGAAGCCAAGGCCAUUGAUUCCAAUACCACUUUCUCCGGUAUCGAUCUUUCGGAGGGUGAGUGGUAUGACUACGAUGAGAAGAAGGGCGAGGAGGUCAGCAUCAAGGAGAUUACCUGGACUGUCGGCCGUUAA